AUGGGUGUGAUACGCAAGAAGACCGCCUCGCGCGGCACCGAGGCUGGAACAAAGUUCCACUGCGACGUGUGUUCGAUCGAUGUCACAUCAACUGUUCGCAUAUCAUGUGCACACCCCAGCUGCCCCGAAUACGAUCUUUGUGUCCCCUGUUUCUCAGCCGGAAAUAACUCGAAAGGCCACGACCCAGCAACACAUCCAUUCUCAGUGAUUGAGCAAAACUCCGUUCCCAUCUUCCAGGGGGAUUGGGGUGCCGAUGAAGAGCUCCUGUUGCUGGAAGGCGCCGAGAUAUACGGACUGGGUUCAUGGGCAGAUAUUGCGGACCAUAUCGGCGGCUACCGCGAUAAGGAUGAGGUGCGCGAUCACUAUUACGAUACCUACUUGAAGAGCGAGCACUUCCCGCUGGCAGACCGCGCAGACCCACAUGAUAGGAGUCUCCAAGACUCGAUCUCCAAGGAGGAGUUCCAAACGCGGAAGAAGCGGCGGAUUGAAGAUCGCAAGGACGCGGCUAAGGCAGCACCUCCAACAACACCGAAACAGAAGCCAACUGCCAGUGUGCCGGCAUGUCACGAAGUGCAGGGCUACAUGCCCGGUCGAUUGGAGUUUGAGACCGAAUUCCUGAAUGACGCCGAAGAAGCGGUCCAGCAUAUGACAUUUGAGCCCGGUGCUGGGCUGAAUGAGAAUGGCGAACCGGAUGCGGAGACAGAGUUGAAGAUGACCGUGGUCGAUAUCUACAACUCCCGCCUCACGGCGCGCACGGAGCGCAAGAAGAUCCUGUUCGAACACAACCUCCUCGAAUACCGAAAGAACACCGCCCUGGAUAAGAAGCGAUCCAAAGAAGAGCGAGAUCUGCUGAACAAAGCGAAGCCUUUGGCGCGCAUGAUGAACCGCAAGGACUUCGAAGAUCUGAACAAGGGUCUGGAAUACGAGCAUAACCUCCGUCUUGCCAUUUCCCAGCUCCAAGAAUGGCGCUCUAUGGGCAUUGGGGACUUGAAGGCUGGUGAAAAGUUCGAGCAGGACAAACAGCAGCGUGUGCAGCGAUUGAUCCCUCAAGGCUCCUUUGAUCGUUUCGCCAGCAAUCGCCCCAAGCAAACCCAACUGACAGAAACGCCAGCAGCGGCAAUACAGCUGACCACACCCGAACUCCCGCUGCGGUUACAAAAAGCCGCAAACCCACACGCGCCGGCAGAUGCUGUUGAGGAAUCAUUGAACGAUUUUGAUCGCGCCUUUGCUACCGAGGGCGAUGCGCCUCCCCCGCAACCCGCGAAGACUAAAUAUGUGGUCCCACCGCUGAGUGGGAUGCCGCCUUGGAAACUGAAUAAUGACACUGCCGCCGACCUCCAUCUCCUCACCAAGGAAGAGACGGAGGUCUGCAAUGUGCUCCGGAUUAUGCCGAAGCCGUACAUGGUUGUCAAGGAGACACUUUUGAAAGAAGCAAUGAAGCAGGGCGGCAGCUUGAAAAAGAAGGAUGCCCGGACAAUUUGCAAGAUCGAGGGGACCAAAACGGGUCGCAUCUACGAUUUCAUGGUCCACAGUGGCUGGAUCAACAAGGCGUAG
Messenger RNA from Penicillium olsonii, 1554 nucleotides. NCBI's taxonomy places the organism in Eukaryota, Fungi, Ascomycota, Eurotiomycetes, Eurotiales, Aspergillaceae. The record is from the annotation of a GenBank genome assembly.